Messenger RNA from Hyalella azteca, 934 nucleotides. RefSeq lists its product as uncharacterized. The record is from RefSeq and is a predicted model, not a curated record. NCBI's taxonomy places the organism in Eukaryota, Metazoa, Arthropoda, Malacostraca, Amphipoda, Hyalellidae. Bases 62 to 934 code for a protein of 290 amino acids. The transcript is spliced from 4 exons.
CGGGACUCCACGAGAGAAGCAGGGCCUAUACUUUCAAAAAAAGUUAAGAGAUCUGCAUUGAAUGAUUUGGAAGCAUUGGUGGUUGCUGCUCUGCGCUCUGCCACUGAGCAAGAGCGACGAUGAAGCAAUUUUUUUCUCACGACACUGCAGCGUCGCUGGCGCUGACGUGGUCUGCUCCUGCCAUGGUAACCCUGAGCUCACGAUCCACGGCCUACAAUCCUGGCUGCCGGAGGGCUGCUCGACCUUAACGAUCACGGAUUGUCGUCAGUCGCGAGUUCGUUUUGCGGGUUCAGGCGAAGAAACAAUUAUUCAUCACUUACAGCAAAUGACGUUUAGUGAUAUACACGAGCUUAUCAUUGAUAAAAGCAGCGUAGAUUUUGACGUGCGUCACUCGGGAGUGUUUAUCAUGACCGUGCUUCGCGUGACGCAGCUCAAGCUGACAAGAGGAUCCAUCCGUCUCUCUGGCGCCGCCAGCGCUGUCGUCUUCAGCGAUGUGUGGUCGACAGCCCUGCCAUCUUUCUCCAUAGAGUCAACAAGCCUGAAACUCCUCAGACUAAACGGGGUGAGGUUCACGGGGUUGGUUGCUGCCUCCGCUGUCAUCUUGCAGUCACCGGGAGCGGUUGUGGAGGUCAUAGAAGUGGACGGUCAUGUUGGCUUCCAAGCCGGCUGGGUGCAUGGAAGAAUUUCUAGCCUCGUAAUCAGACGCAGCAAACUAGCACUCUAUCCUGGAGCUUUCAACAGACUCAACUUUGCCGAUAUCUUCGUCCAGUCAAUCAGCCUGCAUGAUAACGUCUUUUGGUUCCACGAAAACGUCAUUUUGGGGCCCAACUUAUCAAAAGAACACGAAGAAAGCAACAUGUGGGUGAAUGCGAGUGGGAACACAAUAUCGUGUUCGACUCAUUCUUCGGUGGCAUAUCAUGGAACCAUCCUGUAG